AUGCCGUCCGAUUUGUCAAAUUUCCUUGCCUCGCGAUACCUAGUUGCAGACCCGAAGCCUCAUUCCAAACGGCGAAAGCGGAAACAAGCGGAGCCCGAUGGCCUCGUCAUUACAGACGACAACGACUUAUCUUGGACUCAGUCCGACAACAAUGCAGAUAAACAUGGAGACGAACUACCAUUGACUGUUCAUGGAUGUAACUCAGAACUCCGUAAAGCCACAAAGAAUAAUUGGAAACCCCUGGGGUCUCCAGCAUCCCCCACCGAAGUAGCGACUGCUGAUGCAAUUUUGGCGUCCACUGCUGCUGAAAAAAGGGCCAAGGGAACUGUCGAUGACGAAAAUCCAGUGAUUGAGGGCGGCGAUGGGUUGGUUAGGAUGAGUGACGGCACUCAUGCUGGACUACAGACGGCUGCGGCGGUCUCUGCCCAGCUCAAGCAGAGACAGAGGGAAGAGCGUGACGAAUUUGAGCAACACAAAAGGUCAGCAAAGGAAGAAGAGACUGUUUAUCGCGAUGCGACAGGGCGGAGAAUAGAUAUAUCUAUGAAGCGAGCUGAAGCCAGGAGAGCUGAACUUCUAGCCGAAAACAAGGCAAAGCUAGCAAAGCAAGCUCUCAAAGGUGCGGUGCAAUUGGACGACUUGCAAAGACAGAGAGAGAAACUGGAGGAUGCGAAAUUCCUCCGUUUCUCGCGGACUGCGGACGACGAAGAAAUGAACAAGGAGCUCAAAGGACAGAAGAGGUGGAAUGACCCGAUGCUACAAUUCAUAGGAGACAAAAAUGACAAGGCAAAGUCACAAAUUGCGACUACGAGUGGCCGGCCCAUGUAUGCUGGCGCAGUCCCGCCAAAUCGAUAUGGUGUUAAACCAGGAUACCGCUGGGACGGAGUUGAUAGGGGUAUAGGAUUCGAAGCAGAAAGGUUCAAGGCAAUAAAUCGGCGGGACAGAAUCAAGGGCCUAAACUAUUCGUGGCAAAUGGAUGAAUAG
Pochonia chlamydosporia 170 is the source of this 981-nucleotide messenger RNA. RefSeq names its product cell cycle control protein (Cwf26). Gene Ontology annotation, cellular component: RES complex; U2-type spliceosomal complex. The record is from RefSeq and is a predicted model, not a curated record. The transcript has a single exon. NCBI's taxonomy places the organism in Eukaryota, Fungi, Ascomycota, Sordariomycetes, Hypocreales, Clavicipitaceae. The coding region runs from base 1 to 981 and encodes 326 amino acids. Gene Ontology annotation, biological process: mRNA splicing, via spliceosome. Gene Ontology annotation, molecular function: RNA binding.